Messenger RNA from Benincasa hispida (wax gourd), 546 nucleotides. Its product is annotated as disease resistance protein RGA5-like. The record is from RefSeq and is a predicted model, not a curated record. Lineage: Eukaryota; Viridiplantae; Streptophyta; Magnoliopsida; Cucurbitales; Cucurbitaceae.
GAAAAAAAGAUACCUUCCUCUAUCUUUCUCUCUUCAACUUUUAUACGGACACUUUAUUUUCUCUCUUCAACUUCACCAAAAAUGAAGCAAAAGAUAGUGAUUCGAGUGUGGAUGAAGAGGGGACCUAAGUAUCGCAGCAAAGCUUUGAAGAUUGCAGCAUCUGUCAAAGGAAACGUUGAAACAAUUAGCUUGGUAGGGGACGAUAAAGAUAAAGUCGAAGUAGUUGGAGAUCUUGAUCCGAUAGAACUCACAGAACUGCUGCGGAAGGGUUUCGGUUCUGCACUAUUGGAAUCAGUGAGUGUUGUGGAAGGCGAAGACAAAGACAAAAAUAAAGACAAUGAUAAAGAACUUGGUAUAACGGGGACAUAUUCGUGGGGCGUGCCUUAUCCAUCAUCUCAAUGCUAUUGCUACUUUGGUCGUCCUUACCCUUCCUAUACCAUACGUUGAUUUAUGCUUGAUGGGGCAAAUUUAUAGUCAUCAAUACAAAUGUGAUGAAUAUAUACACAUGUAUUAUUACACUUUUCUCUUUUAUAGUUUGUUUGAAAA